CAUGUGACUUCAGUUGGAAAAAUGAAAACAGGGCAUGUCCCGCUGACGCAUCUACUUCUUGUUUUCAUCCUUUUUUUGCUUAUUUACCGAAGCAGCCAACAAAACGAACCGCAGAUAUGUAAACAGUGCAGCGGGACGUUGCAAAAUGAUUCCUUUGUGGGUCAGUUUUGCUUUUCAUACGCUGGUCGUAUUGAAGGACGCUGCUGCCUUGGAAAUGAAACGAGGGGCCGUCAACGCAUUACCGGGGUGGAUUUGUCUAAUUGCAACUUAACUCACGUGGACAAUCUUCAGGAUGCAUCUGCUGCUUUAAUAAUCGAUCUGUCGUCGAACGCCAACGUCAACGUGAGCGACUCGGCGUUUGAAGGAUUUCGCAAUCUGAGUUACUUGAUUUUGCCUGCAGAUAUAGCAUGUCCUGGUGGGAAUUCUUCCUGGGAUAGGGUGGAGAUAAGAGAGGGAAAGCACUUUUGUGAAGGCCAGAGGAACAUGUGUAAUCAGCCUGGGAAGAUGUCUGCUGACUGCCCCGAGUACUCCCGGUGCGAUCCGUACGGGCCUGGCUUCUUCGAAUGCAACUGCGCUGACAACUAUCAUGGAUACAAGUGUUUGCGUGAGGGGAAGUUUCCAGUCUUUCAGGUGUUCGGAUCUCUGGGUGCCUCCACAUUUGUGCUUUCCUUGUUGUUAUGGUUCACCCAGAGGCGAAAGGCAAAGUCUCUGUAGGAUCUAAUUUUGUUUUUUUAAUAUGUGCGUUUAUCUACUGUUAGCUAAAAGGGAAGAAAAUGUUUUUUUUUGUUUUUUUUUAAAAGUAUUUUACUUGUGAAUUGUAUUUAUUCUUUCAGUAUUGAUGCUGAAACUUUAAUAAUUCAUUCACCGUCACUGACAUAAACAGACAAAUCCAUUUGAACUGGGAGGGUGGCAGCGAAUAAACAAACGCCAACCCUCCCACUUUUAAUGGAUUGGACAUCUAUCGCCGUCAAUGGCUGCCAAUGAGUUGGAAUUGGAGGCAAAAAAACCACUGUAUUAUGAUGCUGUUUUGGCUUGUAUAUGAACACUACGUUGCUGUUGUGAUGAUGCAUGCGACAUUAAAAUGUUUUUAUAAAAAAAAAAAAAAUUGCUCUGUAGUACUAUGAUACCACUAGAUGGCGCCAUCAUACUACUUUUCUGUUGAGAUACAGUAUUUUGUAGCAUUUCAAGGUACCUUUGAUUUUUGGAGGAGAAAUGUUUAAAAAAAACAUGUUUAAAAGAAACGUUGAUGCUAUGCUAGCUAGCUAGCUAGCUAGCUAAAUUAGAGGCUUCUGGUUGUAACUAAAUCACGAAAAGUGGGGGAUGUUUUUUUGAUUGUU
Molecule: messenger RNA, 1337 nt
Organism: Corythoichthys intestinalis (scribbled pipefish)
Lineage: Eukaryota; Metazoa; Chordata; Actinopteri; Syngnathiformes; Syngnathidae
Gene: atraid
Product: all-trans retinoic acid-induced differentiation factor
Exons: 7
Coding region: 22-714 (230 amino acids)
Biological process (GO): positive regulation of osteoblast differentiation
Cellular component (GO): intracellular membrane-bounded organelle
Source: RefSeq, a predicted model, not a curated record